Molecule: messenger RNA, 5254 nt
Organism: Bactrocera latifrons
Lineage: Eukaryota; Metazoa; Arthropoda; Insecta; Diptera; Tephritidae
Gene: mon2
Product: protein MON2 homolog
Exons: 22
Coding region: 180-5246 (1688 amino acids)
Source: RefSeq, a predicted model, not a curated record
CAUACAAACAGAAAAAAAUACGUAUCUGGCAAAUUUCGUGGGUUUUCAGUUGGAAGAAAAGUGUAUUUGGAAUUUUAUAGAUAAAACAAAACAAUUUUGUUGUAAUGCUGAGAGUAAAAAGCAGCAGAAAAGAACUAUUAUUUUAUUUGUGAACUGUUAAAACAUAAAAAGACGUGAAAAUGUCAUUCGUACGCACCUCGACGGGUGGUAAUGAGUCGGUGCAUAAAUUUGUUGAGGCCUUGCGUGCAGACUUUAAAACACUUUCCCUGGAAACUAAAAAGAAGUAUCCAUUAAUAAAGGAGUCAUGCGAAGAGGCUAUUUCCAAACUGAGUGCAGCAAGUAAUAAUCAACAAACUUCUGUCUACUACACGGUAAACCAAAUUCUGUAUCCGCUUGUGCAAGGAUGCGAAACCAAAGACCUUAAAAUUAUUAAGUAUUGUCUGGGCAUGAUGCAACGGCUUAUCACCCAGCAGGUGGUUGAUCAAAAGGGUGCACGCUACAUAACCGAUGCAUUGUGGAUGCUUAUGGAAAAUAAUAUAGAAGAGGUUAAGGUCCUGCAAACUGUCACGCUCUUGCUAACUACCAACACGGUGGUUCAUGGCGAAACAUUAGCCAAAUCGCUUGUACUAUGUUUUCGACUACAUUACACCAAAAAUUCCACCAUUGUUAACACGGCAGGUGCUACCAUACGACAACUUGUUUCUUUGGUUUUUGAACGUGUAUACUUGGAAAAAAACUCUAUGGCAUCUCUGCAGGGAAUAAAUCAAAAUGCAAAUAAAGAAACAUUGGACACUGAUAACAGUGCUGGAGCAAGUGCUGAAAUGCAGACCUUUGCAGCGGACGCAUUUUUCCUAUUUCAAGAUCUCGUGCAGCUAGUAAAUGCCGAUCAACCGUAUUGGCUUAUCGGCAUGACUGAAAUGACACGCACUUUUGGCUUAGAACUACUCGAGGCAGUAUUAACUAAUUUCAGCGCAGUUUUUCAUGAGAAUAACGACUUUCGUUUGCUACUGAAAGAACGCGUUUGUGCAUUAGUAAUUAAACUAUUCUCACCAAAUGUAAAGCAUCGCCAGCUACCGACGCCCAAUAACGGCAAUACAGCAGUCCCUAACGAUAAACCAUAUUUUCCCAUCAGCAUGCGUUUAUUGCGUUUAGUGGCAAUACUCAUACAGAAGUACCACACGAUAUUGGUCACGGAAUGUGAAAUUUUCCUUUCCUUGAUAAUUAAAUUUCUCGAUCCUGACAAACCGCACUGGCAACGCGCCUUGGCAUUGGAAGUCAUACAUAAACUGGCCACAAAACCAAAUUUAAUCGCUUUCUUUUGUAAAUCCUACGAUUUGAAAAAUCAUGCCACAAAUAUUUUACACGACAUGAUCACAGCGUUGGGCACGUUCGUGCGAUAUUCGUUAAUAAAUGCGGCAGCUUUGCAAAAUGGACAGCUGCCAGCUGCUAAUCAAAAUAAUCCCACAACUGCGCAUAAUGCUGUCAAUCAAUGCGGCUUCAUGUUUCGUGGCGUUUACUUAUCACUAGUCACCAAUUUUGCACCUGGUGUGGCAAAAGCCGUCUAUUUGGAGAUGUUGGAUAAGUUGGAGGCACCCAACAUACCAGACAGUUAUGGCGUUUCUGUGGCUUACGCCAUACUUUUGGACGUAACCAGCUCCAUUGGCUGCGUCAUACAACGAACACCCGAACUGCAACAAGCGAUUCACAAUGCCGAUAUUAUCACAGAAGAGGAGCACAAGCCGCUCUCCGUACAAUUGAUCAACUCCAGUUGGAAUGGCUUACUUUCCGCAUUCGUGCCACUAAUAGAUGCCUCAAUCGACGAAGGCACAACGGAUAACAUACUUAAGGCAAUGCAGAGUUAUGCAGCACUCUGUGGUCUACUGGACCUGCUUGGCCCCCGUGACGCCUUCAUAAUAUCCAUGUGCCGUGCCUCUUUCCCACCGCACUAUGCAGCUGCAAUAUUUGCCAACAAUGCGCACAUGGAUGCAGAUUUGCGUGGUCAUGCGCGCAGCAAUAGCCAAGAUUUGAACAACCAGUUCAUGAACACUUGCAAUGAGGGUGAAUUUCGACAACAAAUCGUGGCUGUGGGUACGCCAUUGCCUAGCGCAUCGCUCCCGCACAGCAUAAUGCAAGCGCCGGUCAUGUUGACCAAUAAAAAUCUGCAGUGUAUGCGUGCUAUUUUGUGCUUGGCGCGCAAUAACGGCAGUAUACUCGGCACAUCUUGGCAUAUAGUGCUGCAGACGCUACAACAUCUGGUAUGGAUUUUGGGCUUGAAGCCCUCUACAGGCGGCAGUUUGCAAGCAUUCCCAAAGCCCGCUGUGGAAGCAAAUGUGGGCAUACAAACGGCAGUUAUGGCCGACUUGCCUGUGCUGUCACAAAUGCUGAGUCAGCUCUUCGAAUCCAGUCAGUGUUUGAAUGAUAUAGCGCUGCAUCACCUGAUCGAUGCUUUAUGCAAGCUCUCGCAUGAAGCCAUGGAGCUCGCUUAUGCCAAUAGGGAGCCCUCCUUAUUUGCCGUCGCUAAACUACUUGAAACUGGCCUGGUGAAUAUGCCACGCAUUGAGGUUCUUUGGCGUCCGCUUACCAAUCACUUGCUGGAGGUUUGCCAACAUCGUCACAUACGCAUGCGCGAAUGGGGUGUGGAAGCCAUUACCUACUUGGUUAAGUCCGCGCUGCAGUUUAAACAUACCGUACCGUUAAAGGAAAACAUGGAGCUGCAAACGAUGUUGCUAAGUCCACUAUCGGAGCUCUCGACAGUUAUGCAUGCAGAUGUACGCCAGCGACAGCUAGACUGUGUGCUGCAGAUACUGAAUGGCGCAGGCGAAAUAUUGUCUUUCGGUUGGCCGGCAAUAAUCGAGAUUAUUGGCGCAGUGAAUGAGCAUCACGGCGAGCCAUUGAUACGCACCGCAUUCCAGUGUCUGCAGUUGGUGAUCACCGACUUUUUAACGGUUAUGCCUUGGCGUUGCCUGCCACUGUGCAUUCGAACUGCCGCCAAGUUUGGUUCACAAACACAAGAGUUGAAUAUUUCGCUUACAGCGAUCGGUUUGAUGUGGAACAUUUCCGAUUUCUUCAAUCAAAAUCAAGAUAAACUAAUGUCGAGCCAAGUGGAGGAGGUGGCUAUAUUGCCGGAUUUUCCAGGCACAGUGAAAAUGCCGCAAUUCGAUAAGCUCUGGAUGUGUUUGUAUGCCAAAUUGGGUGAUUUGUGCGUUGACUUGCGUCCUGCGGUACGCAAAUCGGCUGGACAAACGCUCUUCUCAACCAUUUCGGCGCACGGCAGCCUACUGAAUCCGCCCACAUGGCAAGCAUUGGUUUGGCAGGUUUUAUUCCCACUGUUGGAUAAUGUGCGUGCGCUCUCCAGUUCGGCCAGUAAUGAGAAAGUCGAUGCCAGCGGCAAUAUACUGAUACACCACUCGCGUAACACUGCCCAAAAGCAGUGGGCGGAGACACAAGUGCUCACGCUCUCCGGCGUGUGCAGGGUAUUCAACACCAAGCGUGAGCUAUUGCAGAUGUUGGGUGAUUUCGAUCGCGCUUGGUCGCUAGUUUUGGAAUUCAUCCAAAAUGCUGCAUUGAGUAAAAAUGGCGAAGUCUCCUUGGCCGCGCUAAAGUCGCUACAAGAAAUCAUGUACCAUAAUGCGGAUAAAGCCGCAUCUCUCACGGACGAGGAGACUACACGCGUUAAAGACGAUGAAAUUUGGACGAUUGCUUGGAAUAUUUGGCUAAAUAUUGGCAUUGAGAGCACAAAGAUCACAACGAAAAACAACGACACCCAGGAGGAAUUCUACGUACCCAGCCAGGCAUUUUUAACCGCUUUGAUACAAAUUUUCCCGGCAAUUUUCCAGCACAUCCACCAAAGGUUUACUUUGGAGGACUUUGAAAAAUUCUGCAUUGUGCUGACGAAUGCGGUUUGUAUACCCGUACAAACUGACGCCGUCCCAUAUAUAAUGUCCUCAGUGUCCGACUCGCUACUCACACCAUUGCACGACGGCAUACUCGACUGCAUGGAUCUCAUACAAAAGGAGGCAACCAAAGAGGGCUCCAACUUGAAGCAUAUGAUUCCUGUUAUAUUCCGCCAAUUACUGGUGUUCAGUAAGUUUGCCUGUGCGCCGCCUGCAUACACAGGCGUCGAACAUAAGUACGCUAAGACAGCGAAUCAUUAUACAAACAAUGCUUCCGUGGAAAUGGUCAGCAUGAAUUUCAUACCGUUUGGCGAGAAGUCCAUUAGUAUAUGCGUGAAAUUGUAUCAAAGUACCGCUACGGAGGAGUGCGUCAUGCAUGAAAAUAUUUUACAUGAAAUUAUCAAGGCACUGCGCACUCCGCUCGCCAUGAAGUACAAGUGUCUUUCGUCCAGCACAUGGAAAUUGGCAAUCUCGAGUUUGAUUACCGUCCUACAUACCGGCCUGAAGGUGGCACGCGCCAAACCCAACUAUUUCACCGGCAUGUGGGAUGACUUGGCCGACACAUUUGAUAAAUUUCUCUUUCCUGCAAGCGUUUGUACAAUUGAAGAUCGUGGCCUGGAGGAAAUUGUGCUGGACGAAACAAUUGAUUGUCAGGUCAUCGAACUGUUGCGUGACGAGGUGCUGCCGCACGCUCACGAAAUGCCGCAUCAAUUCAUAAUGCAAAUUGUUGUGCUACUCAACAAAGGUUCCAUACAUUCCGCAUCUGACUCGAAUAUUUGUUAUGAAUCUGAUUGGAAAUUACGUGAAAUCUUCGCUAAGACCUGCUUUGAAACGCUCUUGCAAUUCUCGCUGCUGGACGACACUUGCAACAACAAUCGCAACAGCUUAACGGCGGCAUCGGCAACGGUGGCGGGCAUUAAUGCAACAUUGAAUUCGAAUAUGCUCGGCAGUGGCAAGGAUUUUGCCGGCCGCUUAGCGGUUACUGCUUUGUUACAUCGAUUCCAGGAGGUCUUGAAGCGUUUCAACGAUGACGAACGACAGAGCGGCAAAUGCCCCCUGCCAAGAUUCCGCCUUUCGGAAAUUUCCUUCGUGCUAAAGGCAAUCGCCACAUUAGUCGUCUCUAUGAAAAAAGCACCGCCAUCGAAGGUAAAUAAGCCGGCGUGGGACCAGCUUAUCGGUCUAUAUCCGUAUCUCGUUGACUGUACCACGACGACAUCGCCAGAGGUGUCGCGCUCGUUGCGUGAAGCGUUGCUGCAGUACACAGACCUACUGCAACCACCCAAGUGUCUAAAUACCGAAACUGCAAAUAAUGCGAAAAUACAAAAUGCCACGCAAUCAAAUGGACAAGAAUAAAUGUGUAA